CUUUCCGCGGUUAACGGUGUUACCAGUCGGUACGUGUUAUCCAUAUAAUAAUAUUACGUGAUAACUUUUGCCGGGUUCCCUGUAUUUAAUAUUUGCUUUUGGCUGUAAAAGAGCUUAUUAUAUGCGGAAUUACAGCCAUUUAGGAAGAAACAUAUCAACAUAAAACCUAAAAUCACAAUGAUAAGAAUGGACGCUAAUAAUCCUGGGUUAAUUUUUAUUAUUUCAGGAAUAUGUGUACUUCUUUAUGGUGCAGUCAGUGUGCAUUUGUAUACAAAUUCUGCGGACCAUGUUGAAAAUUUACUCGCAAACUUGUUGUUCCAAGGAAAGUUUAUCUGUUGUUUAGGCUUUGUCCAAGCAUUUUUAGGAUGUCACACAAUGCUUCGUGAUAACAUCAUAUUCAACCGAUUUAUGUCUUUUACAGCGUUUGUCCUAUGGACUGUGUUGGUUCUGCUGAACAUGAUGAGGAACACAUACCUUGCGUAUAAUUACGAAAUGGGAUUGUGUCGGCGAUUUGUGCUGUGUGUCAUGUCUGUAGUGCCAUGGGCCCUAACAGUUAUAUGGCAGAUCUUGAUACACCGACAACUGAUUCGUGAAGGCGACCCGAGGCAAAGAAAUUAAGUGAAUGCAAGAUUCCGCUAACAAUUAUAUUAUAAAGGAUUUCGAACCAAGUAAUAACGCUCAUGAUAAUGACACUCAUUUAAACUUACACUUAUUUUAAUAAUUGAAAUAAAAUAAAACGACUUUGAGUAACUGUUCA
Ruditapes philippinarum (Manila clam) is the source of this 757-nucleotide messenger RNA. RefSeq lists its product as uncharacterized. NCBI's taxonomy places the organism in Eukaryota, Metazoa, Mollusca, Bivalvia, Venerida, Veneridae. The transcript is spliced from 6 exons. The record is from RefSeq and is a predicted model, not a curated record. Bases 178 to 618 code for a protein of 146 amino acids.